Messenger RNA from Sporothrix brasiliensis 5110, 1845 nucleotides. Its product is annotated as heat shock 70kDa protein 1/8. Gene Ontology annotation, cellular component: cytosol; plasma membrane; nucleus. The transcript has 4 exons. Gene Ontology annotation, biological process: vesicle-mediated transport; cellular response to unfolded protein; protein refolding. Lineage: Eukaryota; Fungi; Ascomycota; Sordariomycetes; Ophiostomatales; Ophiostomataceae. The record is from RefSeq and is a predicted model, not a curated record. Gene Ontology annotation, molecular function: ATP hydrolysis activity; heat shock protein binding; ATP binding. Bases 1 to 1845 code for a protein of 614 amino acids.
AUGGCCGAAGAAGUCUACGACGGUGCGAUCGGUAUCGAUCUGGGCACCACCUACUCGUGCGUUGCCACCUACGAGGGCAGCAAUGUCGAGAUCAUUGCCAACGAGCAGGGUAGCUUCACCACCCCUUCGUUCGUGUCCUUCACCGAGGAGGAGCGCCUGAUCGGCGAGGCCGCCAAGAACCAGGCGGCCAUGAACCCGGCCAACACGGUCUUCGAUGUCAAGCGCCUGAUCGGCCGGAGAUUCGACGACCCGACCGUCAAGAAGGACGUUGAGUCGUGGCCUUUCAAGGUCAUCGACGAGGAGGGCAACCCCAAGGUGCAGGUCGAGUACCUGGGCAGCACGCACACGUUCUCGCCGCAGGAGAUCUCGGCCAUGGUCCUGACCAAGAUGAAGGAGAUUGCCGAGGUCAAGAUCGGCAAGAAGGUCGAGAAGGCUGUCAUCACGGUCCCGGCCUACUUCAACGACAACCAGCGCCAGUCGACCAAGGACGCCGGUGCCAUUGCGGGCCUCAACGUCCUGCGCAUCAUCAACGAGCCCACCGCCGCUGCCAUUGCCUACGGUCUGGGCUCGGGCAAGUCCGCCAAGGAGCGCAACGUCCUGAUCUACGAUCUGGGCGGCGGCACGUUCGAUGUCUCGCUGCUGAACAUCCAGGGCGGCGUCUUCACCGUCAAGGCCACGGCGGGCGACACCCACCUGGGUGGCCAGGACUUUGACACCAACCUGCUCGACCACUGCAAGAAGGACUUUACGCGCAAGACGAAGAAGGACCUGGGCGGCGACGCCCGCGCCCUGCGCCGUCUGCGCACGGCGUGCGAGCGUGCCAAGCGCACGCUGUCCAGCGGCACCCAGGCCACCAUCGAGAUCGACUCGCUCUUUGACGGCGAGGACUUCUCGCUGCAGAUCACCCGCGCCCGCUUCGAGGAGCUGAACAGCACCGCCUUCAAGGGCACCCUCGACCCCGUCGCCCAGGUCCUCAAGGACGCCGCCAUCGAGAAGGGCGCCGUCGACGAGCUUGUCCUGGUCGGUGGCUCCACCCGCAUCCCCCGCAUCCAGAAGCUGCUGAGCGACUUCUUCAACGGCAAGAAGCUCGAGAAGAGCAUCAACCCCGACGAGGCCGUCGCCUACGGCGCCGCCGUCCAGGCCGGCAUCCUGUCGGGCAAGGCCACCUCGGCCGACACCGCCGACCUGCUGCUGCUCGAUGUCGUCCCCCUGUCGCUGGGUGUCGCCAUGGAGGGCAACAUCUUUGCGCCCGUCGUGCCCCGCGGUACCACCGUGCCUACCCUGAAGAAGCGGUCAUUCACUACGGUCUCAGACAACCAGGGACAAGUGAAUUUCCCUGUCUAUCAAGGCGAGCGCGUCAAUUGCGAGGACAACACGUCGCUGGGCGAGUUUACGCUGGCGCCCAUCCCGCCGAUGCGCGCCGGUGAGCCGGCCCUGGAGGUCGUCUUCGAGGUGGACGUCAACGGUAUCCUCAAGGUGACGGCCACGGAGAAGACGUCGGGCCGCAGUGCCAACAUCACGAUCAGCAACUCGGUUGGCAAGCUGUCGUCGACGGAGAUUGAGAAGAUGAUUGGCGAGGCCGAGGAGUUCAAGACCAAGGACGAGGCGUUCAGCAAGCGCUUCGAGGCCAAGCAGCAGCUGGAGUCGUACAUUAGCCGCGUCGAGGACAUCGUCUCGGACCCGACCCUGUCGCUGAAGCUGCGGCGCGGCCAGAAGGACAAGAUCGAGCAGUCCCUGAGCGAGGCCAUGGCCCAGCUCGAGAUUGAGGACUCGUCCGCCGAGGACCUGAAGAAGAAGGAGCUGGCCCUCAAGAGACUCGUCACCAAGGCCAUGUCCCAGCGCUAA